Molecule: messenger RNA, 1263 nt
Organism: Aspergillus alliaceus
Lineage: Eukaryota; Fungi; Ascomycota; Eurotiomycetes; Eurotiales; Aspergillaceae
Exons: 7
Coding region: 1-1263 (420 amino acids)
Molecular function (GO): monooxygenase activity; FAD binding
Source: RefSeq, a predicted model, not a curated record
AUGUCCCAAGAAAAACUCAGGGUUAUUAUUGCGGGAGCUGGCAUUGCCGGCCUUUCUGCGGCUAUUGCGUUGAGGCGUCUCCCUUACAUUGAUGUUGAGUUGUUCGAGCAAGCAACCGAGCUCCGCGAAAUUGGUGCUAGUAUUGCCUUAAGCCCAAAUGGCCUUCGCUCUCUCGAAAAACUUGGAGUACUCAAUGCUCUCGAUGACGAUACUGCUUUCCGCGGCCCUUCUGGGGUCCCUAUGAUUUACAGACACUGGAAGACGAACGAGGUCAUACACCAAGAGUACUUUGCCGACGUUCGCCUUCGCCGACACGAAACAGCCAGAUUUCAUCGUGGCCACUUGCAUGCAGCACUACUGGAACAUGUUCCGUCGGACCUUAUCCAUUUGGAUAAAAUGGUAGCCUCUGCGGAUGCAUCACAGCACGGGGUCACUCUUCACUUUGCCGAUGGAACAUCUGCAAAAGGUGAUGUAUUGAUCGGCGCGGAUGGAAUCCAUUCGAAAGUCAGGAAGUCAUUCGUUCCCAAUCACCAACUGGUUUCCACCGGUAAGGUCUUUCUGCGGUCGACAUUCGACGCCUCUCUUGUAGCAGAUAUCCCAAACCUACCAUUGGAUUCCGCGCAUUGGUUGGGACCAAACGAGAACUUCUUCGCCUCUCGGCUAGGCAAAGGUCAAUAUACAACCGUCGGCAACUUUGACGUACCUGUCAAUGCAGAUGGUAGGGUUAAGGAUGUGCAAUGGAAUGCCGAGGAAAAUGUCGAUGUGUUACGGGAGCGAUAUAAGGACUGGAACCCCGUGGUAAAGGCCUUAGUAGAUGCAACCCCUUAUACACGAAUAUACCCCAACUAUGCUGGCAAGCCGCUUUCAACUUGGGUGUUCGAGUCAAGGGCGACGUUGGUUGGUGACGCAGCACAUACUCAUGGUGGUGCGUUCGCUGCCGGAGGCUCGUUAGCUCUUGAUGACGCGUAUGCGUUGUUUCUUGCAUUCCAGCAUGUUUUAGGAUCGUCCAGAACACAAAAGCCAGAAACAGAGGAGCUCAAUACAUCACUGAAACUGUACGACGAGACUCGACGGCCACAUACUGAAAAGCUCUUGGAAAUCGUCCUCAAAGGGAUCGGAGCUCAGACGACGAACACGGACUGGGAAGAAGGUUUGCUAAAAAGAGUAAGGAACAAGCCAAACAUGACAUGGCUUUCAGAGCAUGAUGUGGAGAGGACAUUCCAGGGUGUUAUACAGAAGGACUCUCCCGGAAGUAAGCUCUGA